Sphaeroforma arctica JP610 is the source of this 336-nucleotide messenger RNA. RefSeq lists its product as hypothetical. The record is from RefSeq and is a predicted model, not a curated record. The transcript has a single exon. NCBI's taxonomy places the organism in Eukaryota, Ichthyosporea, Ichthyophonida. The annotation marks the transcript as partial.
GAGUCCAUCGAAGAUCUGGAGGAGAGACUGUGUGCGUUGCAACACACCACAAAGGCCGAGACACCAAACACAACCACAGCCACCACAACCACCCCGCCACACAGCACACAAGCAACCACACGGACAUGUUUAGACCUUGACGAUGACAUUGACGAUGACGACGAGUAUACAAACAGGAGACCAGAUGUAGAUAACGAUGAAGAUGAAGAGAUGGCACCAGGACUCUCGCUAGCCUGGGCGGCUGUGGUACGGCCAAAUGUCUUGGCUUCAAUCGUGUUCCCGCGCUCUCGCUCAGUGGGACCUAAGGUGUCCUUCCAUGGGUCUACUCUGGUCUAG